AUGCGGGCCACACGUAUGUCGGUUGUCGAUUUCUGGAAAAAUGAGACUAAAGGCGACGGUCUUAAUAUUCGAGUCGCUCAUGGCGUUAACAGCUGGCCGGAUCUCGUCGAUCAGCUACACGAGCCUUUCCUCAACAAAUCCAUGAUGAUUGAAGGCGAUGUUUUUAUGCAAGCCCAUAGGAGGCCGAGACAUAGAGCUGUUCCAGUGAUGAAGGCUGAAGCCAAAGUGGCGGAUCGCAUUACAUUUAAAGAAUGGCUUCGGGAAGUUGCCACCAUGCAUAAAGCAAUCAAGAUCAAUUUCCGAUCCAAUGAAGUGGUCCGCCCAGUUCUUCAAGAUCUUUAUGCUUCCCAAGCGGAUCCAUCGUCUCCAAUCCUUCAGUACCCUGUCAUUCUUCAUGCGAAUGUCUUCCGAUCUCCAAGAAGUGUUGAAGCUGAGGUUGAUCCGCAUACUUUUGUUGAGAAAGCAAAAACGUUGUUCCCUGAUGCAACUUUGUCGUUAGGCUGGACAAAGCAAGCGAAUUUCAGCCACCUGCAUCCAAAAUUCAAAAAGCUUUCUUGGCGUCAGUUGUUUCAUAUUUUAGAAUAUAUUAGUCCCCUUGAUCAGCCGGUAAUGCUGUCAGUUCGUUUGUCAGUGGCGGCGCAUUCAAAAGAACAACUGCUUUGGUUAUUAGGCAUGGAUCAAUCAAUUUCUCUUCUUCUUUGGAGUGACAGAGACGAUAAAAUCAAUAAUUGGGAAUCGAUUAUUGAGCUGAGAAGAUCAACAACCAAGAAUCGAAUUCUCUACGAUUUAGAUCCGAAACAUCGUAAAAUGCUCCAAAACAUUUCCAAUGAGCCUAUCGAAAACCCGAAGACUUUUAGUCUUCAAGACUGGAGAGCCGUCGAGUUCACCUCGUCAAGCCCCGUCCUGUCAACAGUGGUUCGUAGUGAACGUGGCCCCGCAUUCCUUGGAGAACCGACAUCUUUACUUCUGUCUCAAAUUCCACCUCCAAAAUUCCCUAACAAACAAACCGUGAAUGGAAAAGUUCAUUUCCUGCCAAAACGAAUUGUGACCGAUAUUGACGUCGAUGAAAGUGGAGUCUCGAUUUUCCUGAUGGAUCGCAUUCAUGAUAUUGAUUCUCCGAAAAUUGAAAGAUCAGUUGAGGUGUUCAUUGGAUACGAUGGAAAAGUGAAGAUCGAAAAUGGAGAGCUUAGGAAUCAGGCAAGUUUUGACUCUAAGUCUGUUGGCCAAUUGCCAAUAAGCGAAUGUUACGCAUUUGAAGUCACGGACCUUGGUAAUCGAGUGAUUUCGGAUGUUUGGACGGUUGAAUGCGGAGAAAAGUUCCGUAAGAAACGACACCUUAAACUUGAACUUGAAACCCCGUUCAUAAAAAAUCGCUUCCUCCGUAAUGUGGUUGUUGCCAAAAAAGGUGACGGAGCCAUCGACUUCCUUCUAGAAGAGUUGCAGCAUAACGGUUCGCUCAGUUCGUCUGAAAUGUUAUCUACCAUAUCGACGAUUCUCCUAAUUUUGGGGCUAUCGAUUACCAGCGGCGAGGCCCUUUUUGGGUUUUUCGAAAGCAAAAAAAUGACAUCGGCGGCAACGACCACUACCAAAUCUCCGUUGGGUAGCGAAGUGAUUAUUGGUAAACAUAGUCAUAAAGACACUGAUGGUGCAAUGGUGACAAUUCCUUUGAAUUUCCCACCAACGACCUUAUCAACCCAACGACCAUUCCAUAAUACAGUUUUUACAAGACGCCCGUCAGCUGGCGAUACUGAUUUCGAAAACAAACAUCCUACAAAUGAUUCUCGAUCCUUCACAACUACCACAAAGGGCCCAAGAUUCACAGCUGCCACAAAAAUUCUCCCAUCAUCGGAUCGUCAAGGAUGCCCAAAUAGGAUUGAUGCUUACACUUUCGGGCCAAAUGAUAACUACGCUUUUUCUGAUCGUACCGUUUACAUUAUUCGAAAAGAUCGAAUUGCUGAGACAAAGAAUGUGGAUGAGCUUUUUGAGAGAGCUCCUCGUAAAAUUAAUGGAGCACUGUUUGAUAUUGAACGGGAGGUGAUGUGGAUGAUUGCGAAUCGUGAAGUUUACGGAUACAAAUGGCGCGAUGAUAAAUGGAUAAUGCAGUCAGUUUUCCCGAAGGAGCUUCCGUCUUCUGUCGGAUUCACCCCGGAAGCUGCGAUCCGUUGGCACAACAAGCAUCAGGUUUUGAUCUCGAAUGGCGGAAAAUUUGCCCUCUAUGACGAAUUGUGGAACAAAUCCCUGCUCUCUGGAAGAACACAGAGCUAUUUUGAGAACCUGCCAGAUAGAGUUCGAGGGAUUUCGGAAUGGCGCAAUGGUCGUGCCAAUGUGUUUACGCAAUCGCUGGUGUUCGAGUAUGUCAUCGAUCAGAAGAAUAUCGUUGGUGAUGGAAAACCGCUUGCCGAGUUUUGGAAAUGUUAA
Caenorhabditis bovis is the source of this 2418-nucleotide messenger RNA. NCBI's taxonomy places the organism in Eukaryota, Metazoa, Nematoda, Chromadorea, Rhabditida, Rhabditidae. The record is from the annotation of a GenBank genome assembly.